Molecule: messenger RNA, 2331 nt
Organism: Prorocentrum cordatum
Lineage: Eukaryota; Dinophyceae; Prorocentrales; Prorocentraceae
Source: the annotation of a GenBank genome assembly
CUCACAGGCUCUGGCCCGAGGGCGGUCGCGUCUCGGUGCGGGGCUGUAGCGCCCCCCACGCGCGCGCGACGCGGCGCCGGCCCCGCCCUCCCUGGUGCAUGGGCCUGCGCUGAGGAUGCCAACGAUCGCAGCGGCGGCCCCGGCGGCCCUGAGAGGGGCAUGACCGAGCCGGCCAGCCGUGCAGGAGGAGCUCCAGCUCAGGGACCGGCGGACGCGGGCCGCCCCGGCUUCGCCACGUGCCAGCUCGUGUCAUGGGUCUCCCACGAGAUCGUGCAGGAGCCCCUGCACGCGCUCGUGGUGCAGGCGCGCUUCGCCCACGUGCUCGACCGCGCAAGCCUGAGGGGCGACGCGGAGAUCCUUGGGACCCUGCUGUGCGGCGACCUCGCCUGCGCGAGCCUGCUGGAGCCGCCCUGGGCAAUGGUCCCGGAGGGAUCCCACGUGAGGCACAAGCACCAUCAACUUCGGGAGGGCAAGGUCGAGCUGCAGAGUCACGGCUGGCUGCUCUGCAGCCACCCGCGGCAUGGGGAUUUGCUGACGCGCGUGCCACCGGACUGGGCACGACAGCGCUUCGAGGAGGGUGGCUUCCUGCAGCUACCUCACGCCGACACCCUGUGCGCCAAGCUCGAGCCCCACACGCCAGCGACGGCUGCGACAAAGGUGCCGCGCGCAGGCUUUACCGUGAAGGUGGUAGCUGCGUACGGGGUGCCGUGGAUCGUGGAGCACGAGCAGGUGGCGGUGAGGCGGGAGCCUUCCGCAGCAGCCGAGCUGCUGGGGAUCAUGGUCAAGGGCGACGUCGUCGGCGUGAGCGGCUGCCGUGGCGACUGGGUCGAGCUCGCCAGGGACUCGGAGGUGCGCUGCAGUCGGCCAGGCUCGGGCGCCCUCGCGGUGAACCUCGGCGCUGUGAGCCCCAUCCGCCAGACAAGCGCCCCCUGCCCCACCAGCGGGCCACGGGCGCAUGGCGAUGGCGGUGCAGCGGUUUUCGAGGAUGCGCCAGCUGCUCAGGCCUGGAUGAUGAAGCGGCACCCCAAGCUCGGCCAGCUGCUGCGCAGGAUGAGCAAGCCGAAGGGCGGCCUCGGGGAGAAUUGCGUGGCCAGCGAGGCCAGGCGUCGGCUGUACAGCGAGGUCGUCGGCAUCUGCUAUCGCAGGAUCUACGAGGAGAACCUGCAGAGCCUCUGGGACGGAGAGCGGGACAAGCUUCCCUCCCGCGAGUCCUUGGAGACCAAGCUGUUCGACGACAGCGCCUCCAUCGUCCACGUCGCCGCCGCUGGAAGGCUAGCAGGCGGUGCCAUCGUCAGGCGAUUCUCGGUCCGAGCCCGCCAGGUGGUGCAAGGCAACAGUCAUCUGAAUCUGCAGGGCCCCAUCUCAGACCUCGAUUGCUGUAUCGGCCGCACCACGAUAGGCUACAUCGACUCCUGCGCCGCAGAGGCUGGGCUCCGAGCAGGGCGAACGAUCUGGGCCACCCUCUCGGCCAUGCGCUGUGUGUGCCUGGCUUGCCAUUCCAUUCUCCUGCAGCAGACCGUCGACUUCUGGCGGUCGUGCGGAAUGCGCAAGCUGGACCCAGCUUGCGAGAGGGAUUGCGAGGAGUUCAGGAAGCUCAUCAUGGUGCGCACGGCUGGCAGGGUGGUCUGCGAGCUCGCCGACGUUGUCCGGGAGCUGCCACCGAGCCACCUGCCGCUCUUCGUUUGGGUCUCCGCCCAGUACCUGGAGGACGUGGACGGCCCUCACGCUGGCUACGUCUUCGCCCCUGAUGACGACAGCGACGCCUGACUCCCGAGGGCGGCGAUUCCCCAACCCGGACCUCGACGUCGCGAUGCUUCGCGACGUGGGCCCCCCGGAGCUCUCGGCUCUCGACCCCGUCCCCGAGGCGAUGUUCUUCUGCUGCGGGCCGCUCUUCCCCAGCUGGGCUUUGCCUGAGGGCUUCCUGCUUCGGUCGCGACGUCGGCCUCUAGAGGCGGUGCCCGGCGGUGCUCGGGUUCCUUGGUCUGGGCCUUGGUUCCGUGCCGCCUUCCUCGGCCAUGCAAUGCCAACCAGGGCAAGGCCAGCCAUAACAAUGUCAAGCAGUGUUAAUCAAUAACUGCCUUGACUUGCUCUGGACGCUCGAAGAUCCCUGGUUUGGGUCGCGCCAGGUUCAUCCGGCGGCCCCAGGGCCCGAGAGUGGCUCCAAGUGGCCGCAGCGGCGGAGGCACACACACACACAUGCCGGUCGUGCUGCCCCCGAGACGCCGGAGGUCGGGGUCUGGGCGGCCUGCCUCAGCAGCUCACCCCGGCCGAGAAAGUUCCAGACUCGGGCUUGCCGCCCUGGAGUCUCUCGGCGGCGCGCCAGAAGGAGGA